This is a messenger RNA of Asparagus officinalis (garden asparagus), 2601 nucleotides long. Its product is annotated as zinc finger BED domain-containing protein RICESLEEPER 1-like. The coding region runs from base 293 to 2038 and encodes 581 amino acids. Gene Ontology annotation, molecular function: protein dimerization activity; DNA binding. The record is from RefSeq and is a predicted model, not a curated record. The transcript is spliced from 3 exons. NCBI's taxonomy places the organism in Eukaryota, Viridiplantae, Streptophyta, Magnoliopsida, Asparagales, Asparagaceae.
UAAUUUGCAUCGUUAGAUGAAAUUUAUGGUUUUGGGUUUGGGUAUUUUACUUUAGGUGCCACAAGAGUACGUGGGUGAAAAUGAUUUUACCGAGGGGGGAAGACGUAAACGAUGGUCGGAAGUUUGGAAAGAUUUUACCGAGGAGAAGAAACCAGAUGGGUCGACUGGGGCUAGAUGUAAGCAUUGCUUGCUUUUGUUAUCGGCUAGUAGUAAUUCAGGGACUAGUCAUUUAAAUCGUCACAUUAAGCUACAUUGUCCAACAAAUCGAUAUAGAGAUGCUAGACCUAAAGCAAUGCUUCAUCCUUCUGCUACCUUGAAACAAUAUGGUGAUUAUUCGAAGGAGUUUAAAUUGGAUCAGGAUGUCAGUCGUAGAAAUCUUGCGAAGUUGGUGAUUAGUGCCGGAUUGCCAUUUGACAUUGUGGAGCAACCCGAAUUCUUUAAUUUUGUUAAAAGCCUUCAGCCUUCUUUUCAGUUUGUUGGGAAGGAAAUAGUUAGAAGGGAUUGUGUUAUUCUGUAUGAAGAAGAGAGGAAUAAGAUUCACAAUAUGUUGAAGAAUUUAAAUUCUCGUGUCAGUUUCACUUUUGAUAUGUGGGUAUCAGAGCAAGAUGUUGGAUAUAUGGCCCUCUAUGCACAAUUUAUUGAUUGUGAUUUUGUCUUAAGGAAAAAAAUACUCAAUUUCAGAAGAAUUGCCUAUCCUCAUGCAAGUAAUGAUGAAAUUGCAAAGUGCAUUGGUGAAUGGGAGUUGGAUGAGAAAGUUUUUGCACUUGUGCUUGAUGAUUCUACAACUAAUGAUAUCUUGGUGACAAGGUUAAAAGAGAACUUGGGCGGAAAGUUGCUAGCUAGUGGAAAUUACUUGCAUAUAAUAAGUUGUGCAAACUUCUUAAAUAGCGUGGUAGAAGAUGGACUGAAAGUGUUGCAUCUUGCUGUUGAACACAUUCGAAAUAUUGUUAAACAUGUGAUCAGCACUCCGUCGUGUAUGCAAGCGUUCAAUGAAUGUGCACAACAGUUUCGAAUUGAUACUGACAAGGGUUUGUUUCUAGAUGUUUCCACAGAGUGGAAUACUACAUAUGAUUUGCUUGAAAGUGCACUGUACUAUAAGGAAGCACUUAUUAGAUAUGCUCUAAUAUUUCAUCAUUGUACUGAUGCUCCUACACAUGAUGACUGGGAGAAGACUGAGGCCAUAAUGAAGUUUUUAAAACCUUUCGUUAAUGCAAUUAACGUGCUUUCAAGGGCUAACUUUCCCACUGCAAAUUUGUACUUUAGAGAAAUUUGGACUAUUCGACAGCUUUUGCAAGACGAAAUCUUUAACUGUGAUGAAGUGGUAAGGAACUUGACAUUGGAAAUGCAAACAAAAUUUAAGAAGUAUUGGAAUGAAUGCAACAUGAUUCUAGCAAUUGCGUCUAUUUUAGAUCCCCGGUUCAAGUUUCUAUUUGUUCAAUAUUGCUAUGAAAGUGCAUUUGAUGAAGAGCAUGCAAAGGUAAAGGUCAAAGAAAUUCGGGAUUGCCUUUACAAGCUUUACAAUGAUUAUGAGAAGGCAUUAAAAGUAGUGGAACAGUCUAUGCCCAGUGAAAGCAGCAGACAAGUAGUGAGUGCACUCAGUGAAAGCCCAAGUACACUUACGGGUAAGAGAAAGCUUGAGUCAGAAUUUGCAACGUACUUGUCCCAAAAUCUCCUGAAAAGGGCAAAAAGGAAUGAAAUGGAUGCUUACUUGGAGGAUGAUGUACUUCCUACUAUGGACGAUGAAGACUUCAGUAUUUUGAUUUGGUGGGAGAAGAGUGCAGAUGUGUAUCCCGUUUUAUCAAUGAUGGCUCGAGAUAUCUUAGCUAUUCCAGUUUCUAGUGUCACUUCUAAGUCAGCUUUUAGGGCAUGGCGGAAACUUAUAGAUCAGUAUAGCAAAUUUGUAGAUUCAUCUAUGGUAGAGACCUUGAUAUGCUCACAGGAAUGGUUGCAUGCUGAUUACCACCCUGAUGUAUGUCCAGACUUCCAUGCUUCCAGUGUUGUAGAUGAAGAGCUGUUUGAUAGUUGCUUACCUGAAUGAAGACCGGAAGAGGUGUGACGAUGAUGAACAAGAAUGUAUAAUGAUUGAGGAAGUCCAUGAUUUUGAAGUCGUUGCGAUUGUAUCUUUCAUCUUCAUCACAGUGUAGAAUUCCAUUGCAUUGAGGACUAGGGGCUCAAUGGAUCCAUCUACAGGUGACAUCGUUAUUUUCAAAAGAUUAUUGACUGCUUCUGGAUACAACGUGACACAUUGAGGUUCGCUAUCUUUACAUUUCUCUGACCUCCAAUAUCCAUCUGAUACUUUCUGAUAUCAUCUGCUGAGCCAGAAUCACUUCGCUCCAGAAAUCACACGCAGAAAUUUCUGAUUUGGUUUGAAGCCUGAAUAUUGGCAAUCGAGUUGGAUGGAUUUGAUAAAAAGGGGAAGAGAUGUUUCAUAAUUCGGGAAUCCAUAAAAAUUGCAACUAUUGUAACCAUCGCCUGUUUUUUUCCGUAUCCAGCAAUCAUAAGUAAUCUGUUUGAAUUGUUUUUGAGAUGUGCCAAGAAAUUGUUCUGUAUCUUCUUUUGCUUCAAAGUAGGUCUUUUUAUUCAGAAGUCAUGCCCUGAGCC